CAUCAAUGGAAUACUAUUUGGCAAAGAGAGCGUUCCAUCCCAUCACCAAGUUUGGCAGCAAUUUGAGGAACUCAACAUUAAGUCAUAACUCAAACUUUAUUCCUUUAAAGAGAAUGUAUGCUACCGUGGAAUUAAGGCCUAUCCUGUCAACUUCAGACAAACUAAGAAUGAAGAAGUUCAACAUUCUGAGAUAUGAUAGAUUUAAUAAAGACUAUGUGGUUCAAGAAAUGACACUCGAUAAGAUUUUUCCUAAGAACAAGAGUGUCUGCUUCCUUUCAAAUUUCCCAUGCCUGUCUUACUCUCAGAAGAAUAAAUUGCUCAAACAGAGGUUAGAUAAGAGUAAAUUUUUUAAAGAAGGAUUGGUCUCCAAAACUCCUUCAUCAGCUUUGAAAGGAUCAAAUGCAAACCCUUUGUAUAUCAGCAAAUUUCAAAAACUGAAGGAAAAUUAUGACUUCGAUUCGAUAGUUUCAGUUAGUAACUUAUCGGUUGACGAACUUAAAAAAUUUGCAAGGAAGAAUGAAGUUGAAGACUUCCAUUGGUUCUUGCUUCCAAGAGGAACAAGUUUCAUGAAUACGAAACUUACUGCUUUGCCUAAUCAAAGAAUGAAACUCACUUCUUUGUCUAUUUUUAAUACCCUUGAUUUGGCAGAGUGAAUGGUGAACAAGCUUGAACUUAAUGAAAAGAUACUAAGCAACAAUUUUGAAGCCUUGAUAAAGAACAGUAAAAUAUAUGACUUCAACAUCAAAGCAGUGUCUUAUAACUACUACAAGAUUUUGAUGAUAGUCCUAAUUCCUUUAGGAAUGAUUGGAUUAGCUUCUGCUAUCAGAGUUCAUUAUAUCGCCUUUGGCAUGAGUAAUAAGUAUUCUACCAACUAAUUAUGAUAAUUAAGAGUGUAAAUAUAA
Messenger RNA from Moneuplotes crassus, 902 nucleotides. NCBI's taxonomy places the organism in Eukaryota, Ciliophora, Spirotrichea, Euplotida, Euplotidae. The record is from the annotation of a GenBank genome assembly.